Messenger RNA from Anopheles cruzii, 2043 nucleotides. Its product is annotated as protein vreteno. The record is from RefSeq and is a predicted model, not a curated record. Lineage: Eukaryota; Metazoa; Arthropoda; Insecta; Diptera; Culicidae. The transcript is spliced from 3 exons. Bases 1 to 2043 code for a protein of 680 amino acids. Gene Ontology annotation, molecular function: RNA binding.
AUGAUUGAAAAGCAGCAGGAGGAAACCGAAGAAUGGCAACUGGACAAAGAUUCCGAAGAGGCUACCGUUCCGUUGACGAAGAUUGUCUUGCGUAAUGUGACCGAAUUAACCGUGGCCGGGUUGACAGCACUCUGCAGACACUAUGGAACCGUGAAGGAUGCGUUUAAAAUCAAGCAAGGAACACUCGCGUUUGUGGAAUUCUCCUCAGAAAACGAAGCGACAGUGGCCGUGCAGCAGCUCAACAGCAAGCGCGGGUUCAACUUCCAAGCGGAUUUUGCACGUCCCAAGGAGAGCGCCUCGGAACCCGUUCUCGUUCCCGUGACCAGUACUCUGCUGGACGAAGAUUCAUGGGAAGAAGCAUCUUCGAAGCGACGGUUCAAUCUGUCGUUUUCGUUGCCACUGUGUAUCAACUUUCCGGAGCGCAGCACACUCGAGACACGGUCCGACUAUUUGGCGAACACUGGCGAAAGCUCCAAACUACGCCAAACGGACCCGGAAUGCUUUUUUAGCAUCUUCAAAAUAACGGAACAAGCGACCGCUGUACCCAACCAGCAGAAAACGUUCAAACCGGUCGCAAUAAAAUCCGGUACCUGUUACACACAUCGGGGUCUCAACGAACAGGAGCGUAGCAAGUUUGGCCCCAUCAGACGGUGUGCCGUGUGUCAAGGCUACGGGUACGCUUACUGCCCAAAAUGUGGCACUUCGUACUGCUCCAUCGCGCACCAGAAAUUACAUCGUGCCGAACACGCUCUCAGCUGCGAGGCCAACCGUCCUCAGCUGCCGAGGACAGAAAGUAUAAGCAAAAAAACCAACGGAUUAAAUUCAAAUCAAGGAAAAUUGACUCGCGACGCGCUUCCGCUGAAGGCCAAGGUGAACAUCACUGCCGUCCUGACGCAUAAUCAGGUAUUCGUUCGAUCCGCCGAUGCUGCGGUCGAGCGCGAGUACCUAAAAACGAUUGUUGACGUGGCCAAAGCUGGAGCGCUUGCGCUUGGUGACGAGGGACCAAAGGUGGAACCGGAAACAGGCGGCAUUUAUCUGGCCCCGUACCAACCGCUGGGAGUCUAUGCACGCGUACUGGUGACGGAGGUGAGCGGUACCUUCUCCAAGUGUGUCUACGUGGAGUACGGCUUGGUGAAGGUAGUGUGCAACGAUACCCUUUUGCCCAUCCACGCGGCCGAACUAAGGUAUCGGAAGGUGUUCGUGUACAAAGUAUGCCUGGUCGGCAUCACGGAGGAGUAUGGGAUGGUCGACAAAGCCGUCGCGUACUUGAACAAGCUGAAGGAUGCGACCCUGUGGAUGACCUACAGCUUGGUGCAAGGCAACUUCGUCGACGUUCGGCUGCGAGUCGGCCCAGAAGGAGAAAUUGUGAACGACAUCAUUAACCGCAAGAUCGAGGUACCUCCGUUGCUGACGGAGAGCGACCACGAAGCGUACAUCAUGUACAAGAAAAUGGCCCAGUCGGAGCCGAUCAGAGGCGAAGCGAAAGCGAUCAUGAUCCUCAAUCGAACCACCAUCCAGCUGGACUACCGUGUGACGUGGAUUGCUGUGCAAGAUCUGGCGUACUUGGAAGAUUUGCACAAAGCGUUGCAGAGCUAUGGCAAGAAGGUCACCGAAUUCCGGCGCAAUGUGACCCCGCGGCUCGGAGAGCUGUGUCUCGUGCGCUACGGAAGCAACUGGUACCGUGCGGUUUGUCACGAGACUGCCGGCGACUCCAGACCGGCACUGUUCCUCUGUGAUUACGGGUGCAUGGUGCUGGCCAACUUGACCGACAUCCGCAAGAUACCGGCCCAGUUUGCGACCGAGGUGCGCACUCACGACGGGAUAAUCGCCGGUCUCGAGGAAGCCAAGGCCGACGGGUUCAAGAUGGACUCGUUAUUUUUCGAUCUUUAUCUGCCAGAAAAUGAAGUGAUGGCCGUAGACAUUACGGAACUGGAAAUUCCACCGCAAAGUGAAGGGGAUGAGGCGGAUAAACAUACGGUGCUAAGUGUGCCUGAUCUGACCAGUUUUCUCAAAUCCUGUCGAAACCGAUCAAACGAAUCUUAA